This is a messenger RNA of Lethenteron reissneri (Far Eastern brook lamprey), 4834 nucleotides long. Its product is annotated as protein phosphatase 1 regulatory subunit 16A-like. The record is from RefSeq and is a predicted model, not a curated record. Gene Ontology annotation, molecular function: myosin phosphatase regulator activity; enzyme inhibitor activity; protein binding. Gene Ontology annotation, cellular component: cytoplasm. Lineage: Eukaryota; Metazoa; Chordata; Hyperoartia; Petromyzontiformes; Petromyzontidae.
UUAACUCCCCUCCCCACCACCACCACCGCGUUACUUCUGUGUACUGCCACCACCCCCACCACCACCUCGCUGUCCUCACUCACCGGGCGAGGAGAUACAGGACAACUCUGUCCCCGUUUGCUCUUUUGCUGCAGCGGCAGCACACGCAGGGAGGCAAGGCGCGGGCGCUUCCUCCUCCUCCUCUUCUUCAUCACUCGUAUCAGCUGUCGAUGGUCGUGACGGCGGCGGCGGUGGUGGUGCUGUGUGCGUAUGUGGGCUUAUCCGCCCCAAAAUUCCACAUCUUCUGUGCUCCGGUCCAUGGCUUGCGGGGAAUUCCACAUCGUGGCGGAGCAAAACAGUUUUGUAUUCGAGUUGACGCGGAGCACUGAGGUUCAUUGUGCUUUGCAAAUGAAGCCGUGAAAUUCUCUGCUCCUUCACUGGAAGCGAGGGGCCUGGGGAAGAGGAAGCUGAAUCCUUGUUUGUGUGAGCGAGGCUGGGAGUCUUGAACAGCAGAAGAAUAAAAGGUGUCUGGAUCUGUCGAUUUUCAAACCAACGAGAGAAUCAGCUCUAUAAAAUUGCAAAUGAAUGGGAAAACAAUUGAUCUGGAAAGACUUUUGUCCCGAACGAGCUUCGUAUUUCAAGACAAAGGGCCUCUUGACGACAGCAACAACAAAGUGACGGCUGUCCGUGCCAUGCCGUAGUAAUGGUGGAGAUAAAAACAAAGCUAUGUAUAUUCCAAAAGUAAGCCGUAACCAGACCACCUACACCUCUGUGAGGUGUACGUGAGCAGGGUGAAAUCUGAACCGCUCGUAGCAUCAAACCAACACCAAGAAAGUCCCUGGCAUCCAACCGCCGGCCGUAUUGCCGCAAUAUUGCUUGUCGCCAUAAUAGUGCCAACCGCACGGUCGGGCCAUCGCAUCGUUAACCACACUGUGAGACCAUUGGUGGCACCGCCAUCACAGCCGGCGUCAACCAGAUUAAAGCACCAUCAGCCAUACCGUCACACCAUCAUGCCGUUGGUCAGAACAUCGUAUAUUUUAAUUACACCGUAAAACUGCAGGUCAUCGCCACGUCCGUCACAGCCUCACGGUACCAAACACGCAGUCGCGUCAUCACACUUAAUUAAACGUCGAAUCGGUCAUAGCAUCGGGCCAACACCAUCAGCCCCCCACCAUAACAAUCAUCGGCCGCGUCGUCGUGGCGCCAGUCAUGGGGGACGUACAGUUGGACAGGGACUUUGAAGAGGUGACCACUGCACUGGAUCGUUCGCUGCCGGGACCGGAGCGGCUGCAGAGGGCUCGCAAGAAGCGCGCGGAGCAGCUGAAGCGCUGGGCCGAGUUCGACCGGCAGCACGGCAAGAAGGGGCGCGCCAAGAAGAAGCGGCUUCGCUCGAGAAGCCGCGCCGUCAACUUCCCGCCCAGCCUGAGGCUCCUGGAGGCCGUGAGCCGGAACGACGUAGAUGAAGUUACGACGCUGCUGUCGGACGGCGUGAGCCCGGACUCGUGCAACGAGGAGGGCCUCACCGCGCUGCACCAGGCGUGCCUGUGGGGCUGGGAGGACCUGGCCGGCCUGCUGCUGAGCCGUGGUGCUUCGGUAAACGCUCGCGACUCGGGGCUGUGGACGCCACUGCACGCCGCGUGCGCGCAGGGGUUCACCGAGGUCGUGCGGCUACUCGUGCCACGGGGCGCGGACCUCCUGGCGCUGAGCGAGGACGGGGAGACUCCGUUCGACGUGUGCGACGACCACGAGACGAUCGCCUACCUGGAGGGCGAGAUGCGGCAUCGAGGCCUCACCGAAGAGGUGGUGGAAGACGCCCGGAAAGCCACGGAGGACUCCUUCAUCGGCGAGAUGACGCAGAGCGUCGCCGACCUCAACGCGCCCGACGACCACGGCGUGGUGGUGCUGCACAUGGCGGUGGCGCACGGCUAUGAACGUGCCGUGCGGGUGCUGCUGGAGGUCGGGGCCCGCUCGGACAUACCGGACGCAGACGGAUGGACGCCCCUGCACGCAGCUGCCUAUUGGGGCCAGGAAAACAUCGCAGAAAUCCUGGUGGCGUACGGGGCGCGGCUCGACACGGCGAAUAAGCACGGGCAGACGCCUGUCGAGCUGUGCGAGGACGUGGAGAUGCGCGCGCGGCUCGCGCGGCUCAAGGAGCGCGCCGAGCGGGGGCUGCUGGACGUGCGCAACCGCCGGGGGUUCCUGCCGCUCCACCGCAGCAGCCUGCGCGGCAGCAAGAGCAGCAAGCUGGUGCACAAGGGACGCACGGAGGAGAUGCAGAGCGAAGCCAUCGUGUGGCAGACGAUGGAGAAGCGGGACGACGUGGACGACGACGCUGAGGACUCCCGACCCGAGGACGGCAGGACGGCAUCUCGCAAUGCCCUGAACGGCAAUGGAAUAACGCACGGCGCGGGCGCGGAGCGAUUAUCAAAACGGGAAACUUCAGGUGCAGAAGCAGCUCCGACGGAUUCUACCGCCACCUCCAAUCGGCCUGCCCCUGCGGGCGACGCUGCUCCCGCUGCCGCCGCUUCGGGUGAACAAGAUUCGGACGCGGUGGGUGAGAGCGCUUCGGCGAGCGACGCCCGGCAGUCGCCCGAGCCCGAGGCUGCGGACAAAAACUCUGCUGCAGACGACGACUGCAGCUCCGACGACGACGGCUCCGAUGCCGACGUCCACUCGGUUAGCAGGCAGCCGCAGGAAGUCGUCGUCCAGCAGCCUGUCGCGCAAGUCACCGUGGCGCCAGCCGCAGGUGGCAAUGUUGAGGAUGCGCGCGGGACUGACCUGAGCAACGGAAAACCCAUCGAAUGCUCGGCGGUUUCGGCCGCUGUGAAGGGCGUCGCGGAAAGUGGCGAGCCGCCUCAUGAAAAUGAGAAGGCCGGAGCUGCUCCAUCAGGUCAGGGGGGGGGACCCGGUGCGAGCGAAGAAAGUGACGAGCCGCCGCCCGCAAGCACGAGCGCGGCUGCCGCGUCAAACCGUCGCGACGAUGAUGGAGAAGCGAACGCUGCCGAGCAGGGCGAGAAGGCGCCGUGUUCGGAGAGCGCAGCGGCGGCGUCAACUCCUGCCGAGCGUUUGGCACCAACGGGAAGCGGCACAGCCAGCGCGGCGUUGGAGCAGAACGGUGAAUCCAGCGAUCCCAUAAAUAGCGUAGACGUCAAUGGCGCUCGGCAAGCCGUGGACGCCGAUGCUGAAGAUAACGGCGUUGACGAGAAACCUGCAUCUCCGCCGAAGGUUGGCUCCCUGCCGGGCGACGGAAUAUCGACGCAUGGGGUGGAUAGUUCUGCCGACGCUAAUCCGCCGCCGCCGUCGUCGCCGUCAGACGAUGCCGCGAAGCCGCAGGCCGCCACUCCGUCCAGCGUCGCCACUCCGUCCAGCGUCGCCACCACCUCCUCUUCCUCCUCCUCCACGGAGGGGGGGGCAGCGAUAGAUGAAAGCCGCGUCCUAGUGCAGCUCCUCAACGACGCGUUCGAGGACGACGAUCUGUCGAGCAAAGAGGACGACGAUGACAAUGGCGGCGGCGGUGGCCCCGCCGGGUCCAGUGUCGUCGUGGGGGGUGUCGGCAUGAGCGGCGGCCAGGUGGCCGGAGUUUCGUACGCGGCGGGAGGACACAAAGCGAACGGCGUAAGAGAGCCACGCCGCCCGCGGUGGGACGAUCACGAUGUGCCAACGUUCAAGGGGGAGGUGCGGGAAGACAACACCGAAGCGAAGGGGCGCAGGUGUUGCAAAAUGAUGUGAUCACUACGCAGACUUUGUACGCCGUUUGUGUGCGCGUGUUUGACAACCCAAGGUGUGGCUCAGGCCGUAGAGCAUCAGGGGUCAUUCUAGAUUUAUAAGCAGCAAGGGGUGUCAUUCGUGCGAUUGCGAGUUCACGUCCUGGACUGGUUGACAGAGCCCUCAUUGUCGCCGUCGUUCCCCACGGUUGGUAGAAUGAGCACCGCCACGUGACAAAGCUGUGUACAAUGUCGUGUAAAGUUCAACAUCGGUUGUAGCAUGGGACCCGCUGGUCCCUGCUAGUGGAGUGUGAAACUUCCCGCUGCUGGCUCAGGAUAGCUAAUGAAGAUGAGCAGAACCAAAACGCUCGUUUGAUUGUGCUGUGGUUCAAACUGCCCCGCGAAUGGAACUGAAUAUACAUUUGUUCACUAUAAUAUUCGUUUAUGAAAUUAUAAAAAAAGCACACACAAAAACCUAACUGUACAUUAUUCGAACAUUUAGCCUUACGUUUUAUUUGCUCUCGCGAGUUUCACAAUGUGCAUGCAGUCGCAAUGCUGGCGGCGCGUCGAAUCGCACCACAGACCAAUCAAAGCUGUGGACAGUGUUAAUGUGAACUCCGAAGUGUCGUUCUCACAUCGGCAGAUGCAUUCAAAGUCAAGGGUGCUACCUAGCUUCGAACAAAACAGCCUUUGGCCCAGCAGGGGGGGGGGGGCGAUAAAUCUUGUGGUUAGUGACUCGAUGAGACUGUUGCCAACUUGCGUGUUUCAGGGGCGCGCUUGGAGCAUCGCUUCAAAUUGUGCCGAGUCGUGAAGACCUCCGCCCCGUUACGUUGCGACGUGGAGCCCCGUUAUGCGGGUCCCGGGGUGGUGGGACACAUUGGGGGGGCCCCCGUGUGAAAUCACCUUCAUUGUGCUCGUUGGCACUGUGGGGGCCAAACUCGGCUUGCUCGUAUUUACCUGCAGUAAAGUUCAAAUACUGUAAUCGGUGAGAAGGAAACAAAAAAAAACUGCUGACAAUGAUUGAAUGCCUAAGUUAUGCGUCGUUUUUGUGGGAUCAUGUAGUGAUUUGUAAUAUCGUAUCAGUCGGCUGUACACAGUCGUCGUGUUUAUUAAACUCGUGAUUCGAGUGUAGCGCACACUGAACCCCGAAA